This is a messenger RNA of Salvia splendens (bonfire salvia), 947 nucleotides long. RefSeq names its product DNA-directed RNA polymerase II subunit RPB7. The coding region runs from base 175 to 708 and encodes 177 amino acids. Gene Ontology annotation, cellular component: P-body; RNA polymerase II, core complex. Gene Ontology annotation, molecular function: single-stranded RNA binding; translation initiation factor binding; single-stranded DNA binding. The record is from RefSeq and is a predicted model, not a curated record. Gene Ontology annotation, biological process: DNA-templated transcription; positive regulation of nuclear-transcribed mRNA poly(A) tail shortening; transcription initiation at RNA polymerase II promoter. The transcript has 7 exons. NCBI's taxonomy places the organism in Eukaryota, Viridiplantae, Streptophyta, Magnoliopsida, Lamiales, Lamiaceae.
UUCGCGUUGCUCUCUCUCUCUCUCACACACACACACACGCACACACACACGCACGCACGCACGCAGACGCACUGCUCCGCAAUCUGAACGACUGAACCUUAGCUCGGCGGCGGCGCUCUAGUCCACCGGCGCCCGACGUAAUAAGAACUUAAGUUCUUCAAGAAGGGGAGAAAGAUGUUUUUCCACAUGGUAUUGGAGAGAAACAUGCAACUACACCCUCGUCACUUUGGCCGUGAUCUACGGGAUAAGCUUGUAGCCAAGCUCAUGAAAGAUGUUGAAGGCACUUGCAGUGGUCACCAUGGGUUUAUUGUUGCAAUAACUGGGAUUGAAAGUGUUGGGAAAGGUCGGAUUCGUGAUGGAACCGGAUUUGUUGUUUUUCCAGUUAAGUACCAGUGUGUUGUUUUUCGACCUUUUAAGGGAGAGAUUCUGGAAGCUGUUGUCACAAUGGUUAACAAGAUGGGAUUUUUCGCUGAGGCUGGUCCUGUCCAAAUCUUCGUGUCCAAUCAUUUGAUACCUGAUGAUAUGGAAUUCCAACCCGGUGACAUCCCUAAUUACACUACUUCUGAUGGAUCAGUCAAAAUACAAAAAGAAAGUGAAGUCAGGCUGAAAAUAAUUGGAACUCGGGUUGAUGCUACUGAAAUUUUCUGCAUCGGCACCAUCAAAGACGACUUUCUGGGUGUGAUCAGUGAUCCGGGUGCAAACUCAUGAUGUGUUUGGUAGGCCGUUGAACUCGACUUGACUGCAUUGUAAUUUCACAGCUAAAUUGUUGCAGUAUACCUCCUCAAAAUUGGCCUCAGUAGCUACUAGUUGAAUGCUGAGAAUGCUCUGUAAUGUAUUUUAAUUUUAUGGAACAUCAUGGUGUGAAGUUUGUGAGAAAGAUAUCACGCUGACUUUUAUGUGUAGAAUUUAAAUUUAUAGUACGAGUAGUAAUGUUUUUGUAUUGCUAA